This is a messenger RNA of Bursaphelenchus xylophilus (pine wood nematode), 2189 nucleotides long. Lineage: Eukaryota; Metazoa; Nematoda; Chromadorea; Rhabditida; Aphelenchoididae. The record is from the annotation of a GenBank genome assembly.
AUGCCUGAAAUGAAUGCGACAGUUUUAUGCGAGGAAUCUGAAGAAUAUCGCAUGUACUUGCCCCUCAGAGCCAGUGAAGCCGUUUGUUUACUUUUGGCCGUUCCGGCGUUUGUCCUGCUAGUGUACACGGCUGCGUCAAGAAAGGAACGGGUAGUGACGUCAUCAUUGCAUUUCAAUUUUAAAGUAAGCUGAUCAAUGUUUACAAUGCCAUCAAAUUAGUCAUAAUUUUUUUUGAUAGGAUAUCUGUCUGUCGGGAAAAUAUUGAGCACAAUUUCGCUCAUCCAAUCGUGUCGCUGAAGUGAAAAGCAACUUGAUUUUUGCAGCGACAAUAUUCAUUUUCCCAUGCGGCUUUCGUUUGCUCAUUAUUUUCCCGACGGACUGAUUUCUUUCUUUUGCGCUCUUUAGUUGCUCCUCUACAACAUCUGGCUGAUUGUCGCAUACCAAGUGUUGUUUGUUAUAUUCUCUUGCUGUUACAUGCUCGUCCACUCCACCUUCUGGUCGUAUCGUUGUUCCAAUCUAUUCACGGUGUGGCAAUGCUUUUUAAUUCGUGGUCCCGUCCUCUGGGCCAUUCCCGCGAUGACUCUGGCGCAUGCCGCUGCGCUGCUGGAGAGGACGUUGGCCACACGAUACUCCGGCGACUACGAAAAGCGCGGAAAGAGUGUAGGGAUCACGACGAUGAUUGCAAUGGUAAGAACAAGGUUCAAACUUAUUGUAUGUAAAUUGUUGAUAUGGAAGCGAAAUUUUUAGUGGGUUGUCGGCGCAGUCAUCGAUUACAAUAUCUUUGCUGUGGACAAUAUGUUUGGCAAGUUGGCGUACUGUGACGCGACCGUUUCCGAGAACCAAGAACGCGUCAAGAAAAUGCUGACUUGCCUGCUUCCAAUCGAGCUUCUCAUCACAGCUGGCGACAUUGGCCUGUGGUGGAUCAAUCGCCGCGACCAAAAACAAACGUAAGCCCUGCUCGAAUUAGGAUAUAUUGUGAUUUAGGAUUUGCUAUACGGAUUAUACGUUGUCAAAGUCGUUUCAACAGUCGGAAAAUUACCUGACCAGUCGAUUGGUGCUGCCAAUUUCUCUAGUCCACUCUUCCUUCUACAUGUUUUACUUGGCGGUGACUUCUUCCUUUCGAUCGUCGUUUGGCUACGACAGCGAUCCGAAGGCUUUUAUGGUCGGACUCAGUUUGGUGAACGGGGUAGGAAAACUGUUUCAAAGAGGCGUAAUCUCCGAGCAUGCCAAGUUUACACGAUCCGUAAAAGGAUCUUGUUUUUUUUACUAUGUAGUACUGGCCCUUCCGGAAAGUCGGUGGACAGAAAUCGGCGACACGCACUGCAAAGGCAAAAGUUUUCUUCGCGCUUCGCAAUUUUUUGCUUUUUGCAGCGUGCAAUAGGCGUCUUUCGGCUCUCGCCCGCGCCCUCAACUUUGACGCCAAAAAUCAGUCCAGCGGAUUUCUGGAAGAACUACAGUGGGGAACCUAAUCCAGUGGCAAAAAACGUGCCAUUUUGCAUCCAGAAAGUAUCAAAAAGUGUGGCAAAAUAGCUCCCUCUUGAAGUGAAAAAACUCAUUGUCAGAUUUCAAAACCGCGUCUACUCUUUUUGUGAGGAAAGUGGGCGCGCCCUUCAAAACGAAGUUUUUUCACUUAUCGAGGGAGACAUUUUGCCACAUUUUUGAUAAUUUCCUGAUGCAAAAAUGGUAAGUUUUUUGCCACUGGAUCAGGUUCCCACUGCAGUUCAGGAUUAUUUCUAGCAUAUUGGAAAGAUUUCCUCUUCAGGCACUCAGUUUCACUAGCCCAAACUUCGAAGAUCUGUGACCUGUUUCACGAACGCGAAAUAAAGAAAAUAGAAAUAUGAGUGAGCGAGAGAACAAAAGAAAUGCAUGCAAAACAGCAGAGACGGCAGAAAAAUGAGGAUUUUAGCCACUCCUCAAUCGGGGUGACUUUUUACGUCCAAAAUCUGGGUUGGUGGCAGUGUUUCGGUCAUAACUUUCUCCUCCAUGGGCCUAGAAUCACCCUUCAAAAUUUCGAAUUCAAUGAGAUGACCGUCGUUUAGAUACUGACAAUCGGCCUGGCGGUAUGCAUCAUCACGUAUCUUUGGUGCCUCCGAAAAAUGGAAAACGAUCGGCGACUACGUGAACUCGAACAUGGAUCAAAGAAGAACACCGAGAUCUACUUCAAGAUGUUGAAUUGUCAAAUAAAAUAA